Molecule: messenger RNA, 1443 nt
Organism: Rana temporaria (common frog)
Lineage: Eukaryota; Metazoa; Chordata; Amphibia; Anura; Ranidae
Product: oocyte zinc finger protein XlCOF6.1-like
Exons: 2
Coding region: 1-1302 (433 amino acids)
Biological process (GO): negative regulation of transcription by RNA polymerase II; regulation of immune system process; regulation of cytokine production
Source: RefSeq, a predicted model, not a curated record
AUGUCUGGGUCUACUCCAACACACAAGAGGUUUUCCUGUACUGAGUGUGGGAAGUGUUUCAAAUUUCAAUGCUAUCUUAAUGUGCAUAAAAUAACUCACACAGGUGAAAAGCCACAUUCUUGCCCUGAGUGCGGCAAAUGCUUUUCACUUAAGUCCAAUCUUCAUAAACAUCAGAGUUCUCACGCAGGGGAAAAGCCAUAUCCCUGUCCUGAGUGUAAGAAAUCUUUUGUACAUAAAUCACAACUUGUCGUACAUCAGAGGUUUCACACGGGAGAAAAGCCAUAUUCCUGUUCUGACUGCGGUAAAUGUUUUUCACAGAAGAACAAUCUGAGAACACAUCAGAAAUUUCACACAGGGGACAGGCCGUUUUCCUGUCCUGAGUGCGGCAAUUGCUUUGUACGAAAAUCUGCAUUUGUCCUACAUCAGAGAUCUCACACAGGGGAGAAGCCUUAUUCCUGUCCUGAGUGCGGGAAACGUUUUUCAGACAGGUCUGUACUUAACAAACAUCAAAGAUUACACACAGGUGAGAAGCCGUUUUCCUGUUCUGUUUGCGGAAAAUAUUUUAAACAAAAAUCAGAUCUUGUCAUACAUCAGAGAUCUCACACCGGGGAGAAGCCGUAUUCCUGUCCUGAGUGCCAUAAGCGGUUUACACGUAAAACCAAUCUUUACACACAUCAGAGAUUGCACACAGGGGAAAAGCCGUAUUCCUGUCUUGAGUGCAGGAAAUGCUUUUCAGACAAGUCUGAUUUUAACAAACAUCAGAGAGUGCACACAGGGGAGAAGCCUUAUUUCUGUUCUGAUUGCGAUAAAAAAUUUAAACAUAAAUCAGAACUUGUCACACAUCAGUGGUCUCACACAGGGGAGAAGCCGUUUACCUGUUCUGAGGGCGGGAAAGAUCUUCAACAACAAUCAGCACUCAUCCCACACCAAAGGUCUCAGACGGGUGAGAAGGCGUAUUCCUGUCCUGAGUGCGGGAAAUGUUUUUCACGGAAAACCAAUCUUUACACACAUCAUAGAUUGCACACGGGGGAAAAACCGUAUUCCUGUCUUAAUUGCAGGAAAAGCUUUUCAGACAAGUCUGAUUUCAACAAACAUCAGAGAGUGCACAUAGGUGAGAAGCCAUAUUUCUGUUCUGAGUGUGGUAAAGGCUUUAAACAAAAAUCAGAACUUGUCACACAUCAGAGUUCACACACGGGGGGUAAAAGCAGUAUUGCUGUCUUGAGUGCGGGGAAUGUUUUUCAGAUUAGUCCGAUCUUUACAGACAUUGGAGAUCUCCCACUGGGGGAGAAGCCACUGUCCUGAGUGAGGGAAUUGUUCCUCAGUGAAGUCCUGUCUUCCUGUUCAUCAGGGAUCCCACAUAACCCUCAAGGUGUAUUAGUGCCUUGAGUGCGGGAAAUGUCUUCUAUAUGAAUGUUGCUGGACAUCACGGCUCUCAUGUGGGGA